This is a messenger RNA of Haplochromis burtoni (Burton's mouthbrooder), 6596 nucleotides long. RefSeq names its product protein tyrosine phosphatase non-receptor type 1 (gene ptpn1). The record is from RefSeq and is a predicted model, not a curated record. Lineage: Eukaryota; Metazoa; Chordata; Actinopteri; Cichliformes; Cichlidae. Gene Ontology annotation, molecular function: protein tyrosine phosphatase activity. Gene Ontology annotation, biological process: protein dephosphorylation.
GCGUUUCGCUACAGAAACAAGAUGCCUUCCGCGCAUGCCCGCUGGUCGGUCUCAACUGCCGCUGUAGGAAUAGUAAAAUAGCCGUCUCAAGCAAACAAAGUGUGAAAUCCGGAUUUGACGGGGGCUUAUAAACCCAAAGUGACACACAGAGAAACGCAGGAGGAAUUUUAUUUCUUAAAAAAAUAUAUUCUGCUCUCUUUUUUUUGGUCACCCAAGGACGGCAGCUACAGCAGGAGGAGGAGUUAGCGGCGUGUUUCCGCUAAGAGCAGGCCGAGACGGUAAUCUAUGCAGCCGCACUGAGAAUUACAAAACAGCGGCAGACCAGUUGGCAGCUACUGCGCGAAAUAGUUUGACUGAAAUUUGUUUAAUCUUCGGGGACUUUUGGUUGUUCGUAUCGGGAGGCUAAACAACGAGAGAGUGAGUGGCAGCUGGACUGUCAGCGAUGGAAGCUGAAUUUCGGGAAAUCGAUGAAAACGGCAGCUGGAACGCCAUUUAUCAGGAGAUUCGGCAGCAGUCGAGUGAAUUCCCUUGUAAGGUUGCCAAAUCACCUGAAAACAAGACUCGGAAUCGAUACAGAGACGUUAGCCCGUUUGAUCACAGCAGAAUACGUCUGCAGUUAGGUACAAAUGACUACAUUAAUGCCAGCCUAAUAACAGUAGAAGAGGCACGGAGGAACUAUAUCCUUACUCAGGGACCCCUACCAAGUACAUGUGGCCAUUUCUGGGAAAUGGUGUGGGAGCAGAGGACCCGUGGUGUAGUGAUGCUGAACCGGGUCAUAGAGAAAGGCUCUAUUAAGUGUGCCCAGUACUGGCCAGAGAGAGAGGAGAGAGAUGCCAUCUUCGAAGACACCAAUUUCAAGCUCACCCUCGUCUCUGAAGACAUCAAAUCUUAUUACACCGUCCGUCAGCUGGAGUUGGAAAAUCUGUGUACUCAAGAGACUCGUGAGAUUCUGCAUUUUCACUACACGACCUGGCCCGACUUUGGGGUGCCGGAGUCUCCUGCAUCUUUCCUCAACUUCCUGUUCAAGGUGCGAGAGUCGGGCUGUCUGAAUUCAGACCAGGGACCAGUGGUGGUGCACUGCAGUGCUGGAAUUGGGCGCUCUGGGACCUUUUGCCUCGUGGACACCUGCCUCUUGUUGGAGUCAUGGAGAGCGCAGUCCAACGAGGAAGAUGAUCCUCCCGAGUUCACCCCUCCUCCUCCUCUUCCUCCUCCCAGAGACCCUCAGAAUGGCAAAGCAGAGCCGUCCUUUUUCCCUGAAGAGAUCAUCCGAGCAACAGAGACCUACAGUCUGGGCUCCUCAGAAAAAGUUCGAAAAAGGAUGCCAGCUGCUGACUCCCAGCCUGCUGCUGACCUCCAGCACGCUCGUGACGGUGUUGCUCAGUCCGACGGCCAUUUGGAGAUCCACGAUGAUACCUCCUUUCCGAACAAAUCUGAGCAGCAGCCAAAGGAAAACUCUCCCAUGCCGGGGACUUGGUCCCCACUACUAACCAAAGUGUGCCUGUGCACAGCGCUGGCUCUCAGUGCUUUCGCCUGCUAUCGAGCCUAUUUCCACUGAUGCCCUUCUUCCCCGUCUCUCCACUGACGUUGCAAAGUGGACAAGGCUGACCAAUCAGCCCGCUUUGACUCUGCUAGGGGGUGGAUUGUUUGGUCUUCAGCAGAUUCACUUCCACUGGUUUUAAUUUUAUAAAUGCCGUGCGAGUGGUUGGCUGGCUGCCGACCUUAUGACCGACCCAAACUUUCUUUCUGUGUGUCAUCUUGGAUGCUCAGGGCCUCAGUUUUUCAGGUGUCACAUCCCAAAUAAUGUGUGCUGGCUUAAACGCAGACUCGGAGGGCUCUGCUGGUCUGUGAAUCAGGAUGAAUGACCUAUCAGCCCAUUUUUUGUCAUGAGUCUCUUCUCUUAUUUACCAAACGACACGUGAAUGUGUUCUUCCAUGUUAUUAGUAAAUCAUGAGCCCGUUAGGAUUUUGCUUUCUUUUCUUUCUUCUUUUGGUUAAACAAACAGAUCAGAAAUUGUAGAACCAGAUUUAUGACCAGCCUGUCUGAAAAUAUGCCAGUGUGGGAGAAACCUUAUUUGUUUUGUUUGUUUGUUCCUUUGCUGUUGGUCAACAUGGAUCCCAAGAGUAAAAUGAAAUCCAGAGCAUGUUGGGGUGGGCCUUGAAUUGUUAUGUGACUCCACUAAUAGCCUGCAGGUUGAGUACAUACAAUAUAUGUGUUUGUGUGUAUAUGUACAUUUGUGUGAGUGGUAGUUUUUAAAUUCUACCCGGUGAAAAAUAUUAAUAUAACAUUUACAGGACAUCAAAUGUGAGAUGUAGACCGGGUUCUCUCCUGGUAUGUGAUUCUUUUUUUUUCUCUCUCCGUGGUAGCCCAAAAGUGACACAGGAGGAGGGGAAAAAACAACAACAACAAAAAAAAAAACAAGGUAGAGUGACGUGUCUCACUCUGUAUUUGUAACGUCUGAGUGAUUUCAACAGCUUGAGAACUUUUAGAAGGUUAUAAACAUUGGGCUUUAGUUCUAGUAUCGCUCACAGUGGAUAAAAUGCGUAACAUAACCGAAACAGAGUUGAUUCACAUUGUAAAAUAAGUGAAUGUGUGUUCAGUUGGUGGAGUGCCAGCUUAAAGACCGGAGAUGCAAAGUAGCCAACGUCCAUCUCUUUUCUCCAGCAAUACAAAUACUCAGCAAUGUGUCGCCCUUUACUAACUCUCGAGUUUGAACGGGGAACCAGGGACUUUGAACAAACCAAAAAUCAAACACCAGCACAGGGAUGAAAAUAAUACACUGUAGUGAUGAUCCAUUGUAUCUUGUCAUGGCCCUGAGCUGGCGAUAUUGUUUUAUAUGAUUAUUAUUUCUUUUAGCAUGCUGCAUUUGUGAAUCAAAAGGUUUAUCCUAAGAAGAGAUUAGUUAAGCUGCUAGCGUUCGUUUACCUUUGGGACUCGAUAGCUGUACCUUUCUUUAGAAUGUAUAAUUCUGUAUUAGAUACAGCAUACAACAGAAGUGAGUACACCCCUGUGAACUUUUUUUAAUGUUAAAUUUGUUAUUAUUACUUUACUAUUAGUUUGAAUGCCGUUAGAGUUGUUACGUUACAAAACAAAAGACGCUUCACAGUAGAAACUCUGUGCAAAAGAAGUAAGCACACCUUUGACACAUACCCGACACAGUCGCAUCCGAAUGCUUGGUUUUUGGGCUCUGGUGCGGCGCUCGUGUGUAUGUGGGGGAAAGGACAUUAGCUGUGUUGUGAUUUCUGCUACAUUUCUGUGUGAAAUGAUCACUUGGAGAGAAAUCAACAGGUGGUCUGUUCUCUUAUGUCGCUGCUCGUGAAGUGAAAGUUAGGCCGAGUCUAGAAAGGGUAAGGUGACCGUGACGAGCAAGGAAGAUUCCAGUGGAUGUUUAUCCGAUUGAACAUUAAACGACCUUUAACCUGACAGUUCUCUAUUUGCUGCUCAGUCACAUUUUAAUUGGUUACCGUUGCACUGAGUUUUUCAUUUGCGGUGCUUUAACUAUAGCUGGUUUUGUUUCUUUCACAUGAGCUGACAUUUAGGUGAUAUUAAAGAGUGGUGUACUCAUUUCUUUUUAUACUGUACAUAUAUUUUAAAUCAGGUUUCAGUGUGCUGAACUGGGUUUUUUUUUUUUCUGCUUUAGCGAGGGAUUAAAUCUCAGCACCUGUGCAGCCGUUGCACCAGGUUUUCCCGUUUUUUCUAUUCUUAUGCUGAGCUCAAAAACAUGUAUUUUUUUAUUUACAUUUGUUAUUUUCCUUUUUAAAUAAAAGAGAAAAAAAAGCACAGUUGCUGUUGAUUUGUCCUGAUUCACACCUAAUCUUGUUUUCAGUCCUGAAAUGUCUCAUUGUAUUUAUAUUUUGGACAAAUAAUCGCUGUGAGCUGAGAACUAUGAGUCCUCUGAGGUUUCCUGCUUGUUGGAUUGCUGUUGGGGAUGGGGAUGAUUUCAGAAUCACUGGAAAAAAUGAAAAUAUGCACUCACCGACCACUUCAUUAGCUGUACCUGUUCAACUGCUCGUUAACAGCAACUCAACGGGUUUAGGCAAAUGGGUAUGGCCAAGGCCACUUGCUGAAAUUCAGACUGAGCAUGAAAGUGGAGAAGAGAGCUGAUUUAAGUGACUGGUGCCAUACGCUGCUCAGAGUAUUUCAGAACCUGCGGCUCUGCUGGGAUUUCCCCCACAUAACCAUCUUUUGGGUUUACAGAGAAUGUUCUGAAAACGAGAAACUGCCCAGUGUGUGUCAGCUCUGAGUGAAAAUGAAGGUAAAACUUUGCAUGGAUUCAUUAGAUAAAUUACAGCUAUUGCACAAUUUAAAAGAAAAAAAAAGAUUUUGGCGGGGUUAGUUGGGAGGGACUCGCUAAUUUUUCAUACGAUGACCCUAUUUAUAAGGUUCUGCAUAACAGAGGAGACUAAGAAAAAUUUCAUAGCUUUAUUAACUCUCAAAGAGCCCUUCGUGUUUUUCAGACGUAAUUUAAUCCUCCAGAAAAGAAAAGAUUUUACUGACUUAAAGUGGGGGUAUUUUGUGGUAAUAUUUUACUUCUUUUACUGGUUCUGUUUGUUUCUUAUACGGUUCAAUUUAUUUAUGUCAGAAAUUCAAAAAUAUUCAUAUAAUAAAGUAACAAACUGUGCAGUUUUACUGUAAAAAUAAAACUAUUAAAUUUUUGCUCCUCAGUAGUUGUUAUGCAAACUUUAUGCGAACUUAUUUUGAGCAGCCACGUAUCCUGCAGUCAUAAAAUUUAGUGGAAGGAAGAAUCAGAUAACAGACAAUGCAUAAAAUGGGGCAGUUUUGCUUUUCCAGUUAUGAUACACCCCCUGAUGUUUCUACUUAAAUAUGCUUGUAGAAAAAUGGUUCUGGCUUUAGAGCGUGACACUUGGGAGGGAGUGUACAAUUGAUUUGGUUCUGGUUUUAAGAGCUUAAAUAUGUUUUUCAUGUGGCUAUCCCCUGUACUUAAGACAUUAUAUGUCAAAAUAAAAAGCAAAAAGGUUGUGUACUUUCAAGGGGAAAUCUUGCGUGGUUUUAUUUAAUAUUUAACUUUUCUCAGAUCUGAGUUUUUAUGCCAUGAGCCGUGCAGUACUGACCAGCCUCUGCUUGUCUUCACCAGCAGGUGGCUCUGUGGGACUGUGAUCCUCACCUGUUUUCGAUGUGAAGCGUAGACGUGUUUGUUACGGCCCACUCUUUCCUGUUGUCUGUAUGAUAUCGGUGUUUGCUCAUCAAUUAUGUUUGUAUUUACAGCGGUGGAGAGCCUGGAGUAAACCAGUUUGCAGACACUGCCUUCAGAAUUCACAGUGACUGUGAGGAAGGACGUCACAUUAAUUUUCUUUUUGUCUUCAAACUUUUUCCCAAUCUUUUACAAACAGGGGACAUUUUCAUUAAAACCAAUCUUUAAAGUUUAAUUUUCAUUAUUUAAUCUGAGAGAUCCCCACAGAUAAAACCACAAUGCUGUACAGUUUGUGAUUAGCAAACUUUGCGGUUGAUAAAUAACGAGAUUUUGCUCCUGCUAGUGUAAAAUCUUUAACAACAAUAGCCAUCAAACUUUAAAGUUAGGUUAAACAUGUCCAGAGAUGCAUGCGUUUCUUGAGUAAACUUCACCACAGGGGUGUAGCGCAGAUGAUUUGGCAACAGUCUUGGCUAGAACUUCCUGUUUGGGAAAUUAAGAAACAAGCACUGUGCUGUACUUGGUGUACAAGAAUGUAUUUUAAACAGUGAGUGAGUAAUAGCACUCCCAACCACCGCUCUGCUGACGUCAAGGCAAAGAACACGCACCACUAGGAAAACUACAAUCAAGGUGUGACCGGAAGUCCUAAAACCACAAAUGUUUCAACUGAAACUACAAUCUUUCUAAUCUGACUGCGCUGCUGUGACUCAUGCACUGUUUGUGGUGAAAAUGAAUUGUUAUUUUAAUAUUAGACAUGUGUUAAAUGUCACUUUGAUUGUGUUUCCUAUCUAUAUAUGUCAUCUCGGCCUACAUUUUCUGAUGUUUUUACUUUAGUGAGAAACUUAAAGAAAAAAAUGGAGGAAGACAGACGGGCUUAAAUAAAUGUCAGAGGUUCACUGUGUUAUCUCUGCUUCCUUACUCAGCCUAAUUUUCACAAUGCUGACUCCACAUUCACAGCUGACCAAAAAAAGAUAUCAGCCCUGCCCGGCUAACUCUUUCAGCAUAUGUCCUCAGUUUAGUUAUUAACCUGGAACUUCCCAAUAGCUGGCCAGCUGUGAGGGUGGGUGGGGCAAUGGCUGACUGGAAGUCUCUCUUGUAGCCUGCAGUUCAUUUUCACAGGGAGCCGAGCAGGGAUCAGGAAAUUCCUGAAUAAGAGGAGAGUCAGAUCUUUCCAAGAGUGACUCUGCAGAAGUCUGAGUCACCACACUCGGCAGCGCUGUACAAUGGGAGCUCAAUACCACAACGUGUGAGUACACUGUCAUCAGGUGUAUCAUGUCUAUUCAUGCCCUUAUUAUUUCAAAACUCCAAAAACCCAGGAGAGUGAAUAAGACAAAGCUUUCAGUGUUAACUUGUCUUGAAAGGCAACUUGGCUCAAAUUUCCACAACAUUUAAGAUGCAAAUAGUCACGAUCCCUUUUCGGGCUUUAAAAACAAGUUUUUUGGUUUUUUUU